Molecule: messenger RNA, 286 nt
Organism: Funneliformis geosporum
Lineage: Eukaryota; Fungi; Glomeromycota; Glomeromycetes; Glomerales; Glomeraceae
Source: the annotation of a GenBank genome assembly
AAUUAGAGAUUCCAAUUUAAGAAUUAAACCUAAUAAAUGUCACUUUUGUUCUCAGAAGAUCAAAUUUUUAGGACAUAUUGUUAAUGAACAGGGUAUACAACCUGACCCAUUAAAAAUAACAAAAGUUGUUAACUAUCUGGUAUCAAGAAAUCUUACAGAAUUGCGUGUCUUUCUUAGUUUAGCUUCAUAUUAUAAAAGAUUUAUAAAGGACUUUUCUAAAAUAUUAUCACCGUUCUAUAAAUUAACAGAAAAGAAAACUUUAUAUCAAUGGUCAAAUGAACGUUAA